Molecule: messenger RNA, 1656 nt
Organism: Striga asiatica
Lineage: Eukaryota; Viridiplantae; Streptophyta; Magnoliopsida; Lamiales; Orobanchaceae
Source: the annotation of a GenBank genome assembly
AAAUAUCACAAACCAGCCACCACUGUAAGCCCCUUUCCCAUUUCUCUCCGCACAAUCUCCUCGUUCUUCUCUCCUCCGUUAUCAUUUGCCUUAUCGAAUUUCGAGGCGAGCAGAGCGCAGGAUUUUAUCCAUUGUUAUAAAUGGAAGAUCAGUACCAUUACCCGACCAUCGCCCAGAAGGUAGCCAGCCAGCUAACUCUUGGCUCCAGUCUCUCUCAGGAUGCACAGGCCCGCUAUGUGGGCUUCCAGAGGCCUGCUGCCUACCAGCGAAAGUUUUCUUACGGAAACUACACAAACCCUGGAUUGCAGUAUCCUUUCACCUGCAGAGCCACCCAGGAUCUGUCCUUGAUUUCCGCUAAUGCAUCACCAGUGUUCGUUCAGGCUCCCCAGGAAAAGGGUUUAGCCAGCUUUGCGAUUGACUUUCUCAUGGGAGGUGUUUCUGCUGCUGUGUCAAAAACGGCUGCAGCCCCCAUUGAGCGUGUGAAGCUUCUGAUCCAAAACCAAGAUGAGAUGAUCAAGGCUGGCAGACUCUCUGAGCCAUACAAGGGCAUUGGAGACUGUUUCAAGAGAACGGUUCAGGAUGAAGGAUUUGGGUCCUUGUGGAGAGGAAACACCGCUAAUGUCAUCCGCUACUUUCCCACUCAGGCCUUGAACUUUGCUUUCAAGGACUACUUCAAGAGGCUCUUCAACUUCAAGAAGGACCGUGAUGGCUACUGGAAAUGGUUUGCUGGCAACCUUGCAUCUGGUGGUGCUGCUGGUGCUUCCUCAUUGCUGUUUGUCUACUCCUUGGACUAUGCCCGUACUCGUCUGGCCAAUGAUGCCAAGGCUGCUAAGAAGGGUGGCGAGAGGCAGUUCAAUGGUUUGGUUGAUGUCUAUAGAAAGACCUUGAAAUCCGAUGGAAUAGCUGGGCUUUACCGUGGGUUCAACAUCUCAUGUGUUGGAAUCAUUGUGUACCGUGGUCUGUACUUUGGAAUGUACGAUUCUUUGAAGCCGGUGCUCCUGACUGGAGGAUUGCAGGAUAGUUUCUUUGCUAGCUUUGCCCUCGGUUGGCUCAUCACUAACGGUGCUGGUCUAGCCUCCUACCCUAUUGACACCGUUCGUAGAAGAAUGAUGAUGACAUCAGGCGAGGCCGUGAAGUACAAGAGCUCUCUAGACGCAUUUGCUCAGAUUCUGAAGAACGAGGGUGCCAAGUCAUUGUUCAAGGGUGCCGGUGCCAACAUCCUCCGUGCUGUGGCUGGUGCUGGUGUGUUGGCCGGUUACGACAAGCUUCAGGUGAUUGUGUUCGGAAAGAAAUACGGCUCUGGUGGGGCUUAAGUGUAAGGCUCCUGAGAUUUUUAAAUUUAGAAAAAAAAAAAAAAAAAACACAUUAACAGAUGGCGAUGAAAAUCAUAUGUUCUUUAGUUUGAGAAUUCAUUUCAAGGGGAAGUUUGCUGCUUUCGAAAUAAUUUGAAACUUAGAUAGGGUUUUGGACCCGAAUAUUGUUGCUGAUGCUUCCUGGAAACUUAUCCUGGGUGAGAUCAAUUUCAUUUUUGCUGAUGCAUUUAUUAUAAAUUUCCCUGUGGGUAAAAUUUGAUUUUUAUGGCGUAGUCUUCUAGAUUAUUGAUGGUUUUUGGCCGUUAGAGCACCCACAAUGCUUUGGGUCUCUUUUUGUAUAUGU